CUAGCGGAAGUUCAGAAAAUAUUAAAUAUAUCAUGAUUACACUGUAAAUAUAUAGGAGAGAUUUUUUUAUUUUUUGCUGUUUUGUGCAUUUUUUUGUUUCAUUUUGAAAAGUCCAGAGUUUUUGAUAAGUUGGAUAAAACAGGAUGAUGAACAAGGAAUCAAAAUUUGAGGUAAAUCACAGUAGAAUUUAUAAUCUCUCUAAUGUCUCUAAUAGAAUCCAAGAAUUUGAUACAAUUUAUAAUUUAAUUUUAUUAUAGUAUUUCACCAGUUUUAUACAGCUGUACUAUAUGAUUUUGAUAGAGGAUGUUUGUAUUAAAGGCAUUGCCACAUUAUUAGAGGUAUAUGUCUUGAGCAACAGUGUUCCUAGGGUUAAACACAUUUAAAGAGUAUUAUUAUUAACCCUUUUAGUGGCAAUGCACCCUGAUGCACCCUACUUUAGUACUUUACUCUGUCAAACACCAUCGUCCAGUGGAGAGUUUUGCCACUCAAUGGGUUAAUGCAUCCCAUGCAUCCACUUUUAAAAUCAUUUAAGUGGCAAUGCACCCUGAUGAUCGAUGCACCCUACUUUAGUAUUUACUCUGUCAACACCAAACGGUUUUACUAGUCAGAUGGAGAGUGCUACCACUCAAUGGGUUAAUUUUCAGUGAGGCCCUAAAAUAUGAACAAUAAAAUUACAAUAUAUAUAACUAUAUAAGUCAUAGUAGAUUUAUAUGGAAAAAGUCAGAAAAUUUAAAAAUUGCUAAUUGCAAUCUUAAAACUAUUAAAAGAUAAAGUUCUAAUAUAUUCAUGGAGACUGUUCCAAUCAUCAACACAGUGACAAACGUAACGGCUUUGUCCACAGGUCUUGUAGGAAUGUGGUUUAAUUACAUUAUUCUUAUUACGAGUGCUAUAAUUAUAAGUGUCAGCAAACAAUGAUAUUUGGAUGUUAUUUUUAAAAUAAAAACCAGCCAGUAACAGCUAUAUCAAUAAUGUGAGUACUACCCACCCGAAAAAAUUUUAUGCUGCCAAUAUCUAGUGAGUUACCAUGAUCUAAAGCCCAGGUUACACUUGGCAUGUGCCAUAAAUUUGUUUCUUGCACCGGGUCAACUUUCAUUGUGUUGCCGGCGCAAGAGAAGAAGUGCAUGUUCUGCCCAGUCUAAGCACAAAUAUUAUUGUAAUUUAAUACCCUCUGCAAUCGUUGACAAUUUCACCUUCAGCAACAAUUGUGUAAAAAAUCACAUUACAACUGAUUAAUAUAUUUAGUCAGCCAGCCAAUGAAAAUCGCUUUACUUGACUUUGUGGGCUGGCGAGAAAAGUAAAUUUGGAGCAGCAAAUCCAGUGGACUAGUAAGACUAGUAAAAGUUAUGUCUGCAAGUUUACACACUACUAUCGAUACAAUUGGCAAAAUCAGUUAAUUCCUAAAACAUUACAAAUUCACACACCUUUAAAUGAAUAUAUUAGGAUCUUUAUUCAUGACAACAUAAUAUUCUUGUUUCUAUACCACAACAUAAUACCACACUUGAUAAUGAUCAAACUUUAAAAGUUAAGAGCGCUAAAUUUUGCUAAUAAAUCAUGAAUUCAGCCUUGAAUUGUAAAACUCUGGCUUUGCACUUGUCUGCAUGACCAGACGAGAAAAUCAUUGCAUGUGUUGCCACUUCUGGUUGUGCCUGGUUGAGUGAGAAAAAAUUAUUCAUGUAAUUAACCCUUUUAAAGGGAUAUGGCAAUAUAAUAUUAAGUUUGUCUUAUAUGAAAGAACUUUUAAAAUUUAUAUAUAAACUUCCUUUACAAUUAUUCCGUAUCUAAUUGCUUGGUUUUCAAAAUAAAUCGACUUUAAUAUUUUGGUCAAAAGCAGAGUGUAUUCCGCCAUCGGGGGUUGACAAAACGUGGACCCCCCCCUUCUGGACCCCCCAUUCUGGACCCCUUUCUGGACCCCAUUCUGGAUACCUUUCUAGACCUUUUAAGAACCAAAAGAAAACAUGCAAAUUAAGAAAACGUUACAUACGCAGCUGUAAGCAGUCCCUCCCCAACCCGCAUUUGUUGAAGACAUGGCUUAUUCGCAAUAAAUUGGAUGCCAAUAUUUGUUGACAUUUUUUGCUGUAAAUGCAGCGGGGUAAAUUGCCCAUUUAUAUAGCAACCCGACACUAAAUUGACAAUGUCACAAAAACAACAUGGUACAAAACUUCACGUGCAGGAUCGUGACAAACAGCAAGAAGUUCUAUCAUAUCUCACCAAAACUGCAAGAACAGAAUUGGCUUCCAGUUAAGGAACACUUACUUUUUAGAGAUACAGUUUUGAUGUACAAUUAGCGUAUUAACAAUCUAGCCCCACCUUACUUGUGGAGGGUCCUGAAGGGGGGGGGGGUCCCAAUCCCAUUUCCCACCUGAAAUUUUGGCAAAAUCCCAGUCCCAGUUGGAUUUUUAUUAGAAAUCCCAGUCCCAGUUAUUGAAAUCCCAGUUAAUAAAAAUCUCUUUAUUUAUCGGUAGAAUAAACAGUUUUAAGACCUUUUAAGCAAGUGGCGGACACUUUAUGAAAUAAUAGGGGGGUGUUCGUGCCAAAGGCACGGAAAAAUUUUAAAUUUGAAUCUCGGGAAUGGCAUUUGCAGCAUUCUGAGACCAGCAUACUCAGAAAACCCUGAAUUCCGGGCACCAGAGUAUGCCUGUUCGCAGGUACUGUUGUGAAUAAUAUAGUUAACAACAAAAAUCAUGACCAAAGACACCAAAAACGGAUAAAAAUUGUAUUUUAAAAUACUCAAAACGCAGAAAAAUUGGGAAUUGACUCGCAUUACCUCAAUCCCACUCCCAUUUUUGAGGACUUCAUUUCCCAUUCCCAGUGGCCAAAUCCCAGUCCCAGCAACCCAAAUCCCAUUUUCCCAGUCUAAAAAUAGAUCAAUCCCAGUUCCCAUUUUACCCCUUCAGGGCCCUCCUUGUGCAAUAAAUUUAGUAAACGAUCAAAUAUACAUGAAUGUAACACUCGUAACCGAGAGCUCCUCCAAAUACCGAUUUAUAAUACCACCACUGGUCAGAGAACAUUUCAUUAUAGAGGGGUGAAACUAUGGAAUGAUCUGGACAAUAACACGAAACAAAUGCCAUCUUUGAGAAGUUUUAAGAAUAAAUUAAAGAAAGACAUGUUAGACAGACUGUAUUCUUAGUAAUGGACUAUUUUAAUAAUAGAAGAUUUUUCCUAGUAAAUUUUUAUGUAUGUAAUCUUAACCUUGUUUUUUAAUCACCAUUCCAUGUAAAUUAGUGUUGAAAAGCCUCUUUGAGGAACACAAUAAAGUAUGUAUGUAUGUAUGUGUGUACUGAAAGUGCUUGUCCCUAUUCAAAAGAAUAUGAAACAAGAAAACCAGUGCAGUAAGGUAUUUCUAAUUGGAAUAACUACGUUGCCCAGCAAUGUUUAAUGUACGAGAUUAUAUAAUAUGUAUCAUUCGCAACAUCACCAUCGGCCAGAGCUGCGAAGUCUCACGGUUUACCCGUGAGUCUCCAGAUUUUCGCGGUGACCUCCAGGUCUCACGAUGGGUCUUGAAAAUCUCACGGAAUCCAUUAAAAUGGUCCUUUAUGCAUGGAUUCUGCAUCUAUGCUCUUAAAAAAUACAAUUUGCGAAAAUACCGUCUGUUUUUUCGAAAGAAAAUCUGUACGUAUUUGUAAAAUGACACUCUUAUUAAAAAAAUCCGCAGUAGCGUGGCGCGUGGCUAUUCGAGUAAACUUAGAUUUUAUGAUCUUGAAGUAUAAUGUAACCUAAACGUGAAUUGUGUGUGUGCGCGGGCUCAUUUUUUCUUACCCAGCCCGGUCAACAAUAAUAUAAAGUCAACAGUUUAUACAUAAUUUGAUUAAAAUUUUUCAGUAUUAAAUAUUGUCUGCGCUACUCUGUCUGGUUUUUUGAUCAGUAUGUAUUAAAUAACAUAGAUAUCACUAUUAUCACAUAUAUCGCUGAUGUCAGUACGAACUACGAACUUAAAGGCCCCAAUAACCUCCAGGUUUUUAAUCAUCUGAACUUGGCAGCUCUGCCAUCCCCCGAGCAUUUGACUUCAAGGUUUCUCCUGGGAGUAGUGAAUUGGACAUUUUGAAGCAAGAUGAAGUGCCUUUCUAUGAAGAUGCGAUUGCCGCUGACUGAAAUGAUUAGGACAUUGAAAAGGAUUAAAGAAUUCAGAAAGUCGAAAAAAGCAAAACGAAUUUAAUCGAUCAUCGUGAUAUUGAAAUCCAAAUAGUAAUUGUGUCCUACCAUCUGGCCUGUUGGUUUUUAAAAGGUCUGAGAAUGGGGUCCAGAUUAGGGGUCCAGAAAGGGGGGUCCACGUUUUGUCAACCCCCUCCGCCAUCUUGGAUAUGCAUUCGAUAUGCAUACGUCACAAGUAGAGUAAAAAGUGAAAUUUUAUCUUGCAAACCACGUAUCAUUAUCAAUAUGAAACUCGAUUUUCGGAAGUCUUUUUAAUACUCAACACAUUUUAGUUAGUCCCACAUGAAGAAGUUUUAACAAGUUUACCCUGCUUGGUGACAUCAUCAAAAAUUCAGUAAUUAGGUCAAUUAUAAUACCAAGAUGGCAAACUGCACACUGUUUUUGGUCAAAAUAUUUCGAAAACCAAGCAAAGUACGAAAAAGUUCUUUCAAACAAGACAAACUAAGAUAAUUUUUAUUGCCAACUAACUCAUACAGCCCUAAUCAGUUCUGUGCAUUUAUUUUGAUUUCUUCAAUCCGUAGAUUCUUGAUGAUUUACGAGAUGGCCUGGUUCGAGAUUUGCAACCAGAAAAACACUUCGCCUUUCUCAGAACAAAAAGAGUGUUUGAUGAAGAUGAUUGUGAGGAAAUCAAUGCCAAGCCAACUCGGCGAAAGAAAGCAGAACUAUUUCUCGACAUAUUGAGAAAGAAAGGGGAUAGUGGAUUUGAUUAUUUUUGUGAAUCGUUCAUUGAGUGUGGAAAGACCCAACUUCAUAUACUCAACCAAAUAUUAGAUGCAUAUGAAGAAAAGAUAUAUGAUAAUGAAGGUAUUACAAGUGGACGCAUAAAAUUAAUGUUAUUCCAAAAAAGUGUGCAUUGAAUAAAGGAAUACCCUGAGGAAUACCGAAUGGUUUUCCGUGCAGGAUUGCGUGAUCCAUGCACGCGGAAUGUUUUGAGACUUUCGGAAAGCGUAAAAGCCACCAGGCGAGAGCUUUUUUACGCUUUCCGAAAGUCUUGACUUGAAACAUUCCGCGUGCAUGGAUCACGCAAUCCUGCACGGAAAAACCAUUCGGUAAUUGUUUUAUAAAAUAACCAUACAGUGAAACAAUGGUCAAGUUAAUUCACUCUCUGUAGUUAUGUAAUUAAACCUUUGGGGUUUUUUUUUGGUGAACUUGCCGCUCGUUUAAUAUACUGUUAUUGUUUAUUUCACGCAUUGAAAUGUUUUCGUUGCUGAACAUUUUGAAAACCCCGCGGAAGGCAUUUAAAUUUUCCGUGCAGGAUUGUCUCAUCCUGCACGGGUGUUUCACUGUAGUUAAUAUAUAUUAUAUAGUAACUACGGUAAAACAUGCAAUUGAUUGGUCCUGAAUAGCCGUGCAGGAUCAGGCUAUCCUGCACGAGGAAUCAAAAUGCCUUCGCGAGAUUCUAAUAUGUCAUUGUUUCACUGUAGUUAUUUUAUAAAACAAUUACCAAAUGGUUUUCCAAGCAGGAUAGCAUGAUCCAUGGACUUGGGAUGUUGCUCGACUUUGGGAAAGCGUAAAAAUAUUUUUACGCUUUCCCAAAGUCUCCAUUCCAUUCGGUAUUCAUUUAAUACACUAUACACAAUCUAUUUAAAUUUAAAAAUUCAUCUUCAGCAGAUAUUGACAAGAUAUGGACCACGGAUCGUAAACCUCCGAAUCGAAGCCUUGAUAUACUAACGUGUUGAAGAGUAAUAAAGUAGACUAUUCACUUGGGCCAUUCCGAAUUUAAGCCCCCAAUGUAAGCCCCUCUGUGUAUAAGUCGGUGCCAUGGGCUUAUUAUUAGACAGGUAAUGAUGACGGAGUGACAUGGAUUCCAAGAGCUUUUUAAUAGCCCCAGGCGGUGACGAUAAUUACAUUAUUUACAGUAUUAUACUGUACGCUUUAACCAAUAUGUGUUAUAUACUGUAUGCUUUCAAUCAUAGUAUAGUUUACAGGUGCAAUAACCUAUACUUACUGUACUAAUUAAUACUAAAUGUUGUUCGUAUAUGAGCUCUCCCAUGUAUAAGACCAUCAAAAUAAAAAAAAUGCUUAGAAACGCAGAAAUACAAACCCAGGGCUUAUAUUCGGAGGUUUAUUAUAAGUAAUAGCAUGGCAUUCAGGGCGAUUAGUGAUUAAAUGUACCCGAAAGCCGAGAGAGGUUUAGUAAAAGUCCCUCGGCGCUACGCGCCUCGGGACUUUUACUAAACCUCUCGAGGCCUGAGGGACAUUUCAUCACUAAUCGACCGUAAUGCCAUGCUAUUACUUUGUAAUAUCAUAGUUGCCGAGGGAAUCGCGCGUGGUGUGUUGCCUGUUUUGAAUGCUGUUUGAUUGUCUUAUGAUUGUGGUACGAACACUUUUCAUAUAUACGCACGCGCGAAACACAUCUCCGUGUUCAUUCGUUUUAGGCAUGCGCAUAAACGGAAUUUUCUCCCACAAUUGAAAUGUUCAAGAUUAGGGAAUAAAAGCUGGCAAAGUGAUUGUUCGAAUGUGUACGGGACGGUGUCGUCAGAUACUGUCCAUAGUUGUGCCGAUGAUUUUCGAUGAGGUACAGCUCUCCAAUCAGAGGUAAUGAGGUACGCGUUUGUCUUCUGCCCGUGGUAAAAAUUAGUUCUAAUUUUACUCCCAUGUUUUAGUAAUGAGGUAAAUUAGUGAUUAAUCGUACCUCGCGAGACAAAGGAUUUCGAGGCAACUAUGAUAUUACAGUAUAAUAAAGCUAACAGAGAGUUGCAGUUAUUGAAUUGAGUAGAUUACCGCUGAACAGAAUAACAACGUUACCAAGUUGAACAUUAAUUCGCUUUGAUUGCUUACCCCAUGCAACCUAAUUUAUGUGAAAUGUGUUGAAAAACUUGCAGUUGAACAAUUGUCAAGACCACAGCAAGAGUUCGUCAACAUGGAAAUGUUAAAUGAACAGUUACCACGGCCAGGAGAAUGUGGGGCACCAUGUCUACCAAGUCAGAUCACAUCAUACCUACCACUAUUGAAUGGUAAAUAUACUGUUUUACUAUACAUUGUAUUUUCAUGAUUUGUGGCACAAAAGUGACAAACCGUUAGUUCUCAAACAAGCACUGAAUAUAAAUUCAAAUUGUUAUCACAAAACAGCACAAAACUAUUAGUGAUUAGAAAAGCUACCCUGGUUUUUAUACAUGAAUGCAAAUCCCAGUUGAAUUCACGGCCCAACGUUUUGACACACUUCAGUCUAGUGUCUUCAUCAAGGGUAAUCUGAAGUCGUAACAUGGCUUCUUAUAUUCCCAUGGGAACAUCAAAAGGCUGUUUCGACCCUAAAUUAGGGAAAAUCCGCUCUAGCAGAACAUGCAUGUGUGACACCAAACACAUGGCGGGGACUGAAGAGUAGAAACGUUGGGUAAACAAAAUUUUGAGUGAGUAAAAGGUUGGGUAAAUGAAAAAAACCUGACUCGAUGGUUGGGUGAUAAAAAUUGUUUUGUCAUUUCCAAAACAUGGCUCAAUCAAAUAUUGAAGACUAAAAAGCAGUGUCCACAGUCAUGUCAAUACAAUAUGUAAGUCAAUGAGAGACACUAUCUUGAUCAUUUUCCAAUUUGUCAGCAGGCAAAUGCUGUCUCCAAAUAAAGUACAUGUGCAUACAACAUGAAACAUUAAUUAGGCGAGACUUUUUUUAUUCGUUGGUUUACGGAUCCGCCGACCGUAAAUAUUCAGAAAGUGAAAAAUAAAAAAAAAAUUUUGAUGUCAACAAUUUUAGUUAAUUUUAGUCAAUUUGGGGUUCUGGCAUGAAGUAUACGCCAAGUAAACUUUGACUUUAAGUACUGUUCGUCCACUCGUAUUUAAACCGUAUCAGUGAGCUGCAUAUUUGAUGUCAGAUUUCGUUUUUACAACAUGACGUACGAGGCCAUCCCACCCGAAAUUGGCGCGAAAACCACCUAAAUUAUAAUGACGUAAAAAAAGUGGGAACUGAUAUCGAUCAGGAUUGUUUAGAGAAUCUCGGGCUAUUUUGGGAGCUUACUUGGGAUUUUUACAAAUUGACAACGCUGGUUGUGAUAAUAAAUGUGGAGAUUAGGCAUGUUUUUCCAAGUAGAAGUUAAAUGUUUAGAAGAUAAAAACAUCGAUUUUAAAUAUACUCAGUGUGUUUUGUUUUUAAGUUUUUUUCCGACCUACCGACCUGUUUUUUUUUUAAGUCAAAUCCGUAAACCAAUAAAUAAAAAAAGUCUCGCCUUACACUGCAGAAAAUUGCACAAGCAGUUAUCACACUCAUGUCACAGAAGUGGUAAAGGACAUGCAUGUGUGAAAAUUGAAAGGUAUCCUUUUGUAUAGUGUUUGGUGGAUAUUUAUUUUUUAAUUGACAUUUGAAGUUGGCUAAAAUUUUUUGACUCUCUAAUGGUUGGAUCAGCCAAGGUUUUGCCCAAAAAAACAUUUCUCUUCGGUGCCACCCUUCGCCAUAAAUAAUGACCAGUUCCUUAAAAAUUCUUAAUUCUUUCAUAUAGGAGCACCGAGACAGAUGAAUGGAGAUAUGAUAACAAGCUAUGAAACCCCGCCUCCUCCAUAUUCAACUUACUGAUUCACUAUAGUCAGCUAUUUUUUAUACACCACGUGUCAAGGAUUUCUAUAGUAUCUUAUUGGUUGAAAGUUUAUGACGUAAAGUCGGUAAACACUCAAAUUUUGCGACGUUUCCAAACAGGGGCAACAUCUGAGGGAGCUCACGCAUGAGGCGAAUUUUCAAUUGCAAAUGUGUUUUGAAAGAGGGAAUAUUUGACCAAAUUAGACGUGUCGAGAAAUUAACAACUUCAAGUCUGAAUGUAGCACAUGCACUCCAGAUGAUCUUGAUACGCGGAAAAGUACUGGCACUAGUUGUCAAAUAGAAAUCCAUUUUGUGAUUAAAAUAACUGAACAUCUCCUGUGAUAUACUUUAUUUCGAUUCCAUAUUUUUGUCAGAGCUAUAGUUCUCAUAACCAAACAUAAUUACAAAAUUUCAACUAGUUUCAUAAAGAAUAACGAAAGAUAUAAUUGACUGAAGACAUCAAAAUGGAUUUCUAUUCGGACAACCCUUUCUGAGCGCUGAUUGGCUAAAAUACGAACACGAGAUCACCUGGCUAUAAGGACAAAUGACUGGCAAAAUGCCCAUGGAAGGCAGUAGAAGGUGCAGGCAUCAUUAAAAUGCGCGCGCGUGCGAGCGCCGCUCGCAGACACCUUUUGAAUUUUUGCAGGCACAUUUUAAAAUACUGACAUUUUAAGAAUAUUUAGGUCACAAAAUCUAAAUAAGAUGUGUUUUUGCAGGCACAUUUUGAAUUUCGCUCGCAGGCACGAAAAAAUGUUAAUGAGGCCUGAGAAGGUAUAUGACCACCCAAAAGCACAUGUUGUAACAGCCACUCCCUACUGUAUACAGUAUAUCAUGACUAUUUGUGUUAUGGCCACACGACAUGCAUAAUUUGAUAAAUAAAAUCAAUCUACUGACGGAGCCCAUGAUGCUAGGGGCCCAAAGCGAGUUCUCGUUGUCUCGUCCCUGGCCGUGCUGGUCCCUGUUUACAAAAAGUCACAAAUUUGAGUGUUUACCGGUUUUCAAAUUCCAUCAACUGUUGUGGAAGCAAAACAGCAACAGGUUUAUACACUUGAAUAAUGUUGAACCGAACAUUUUAUUUAUUUACAAGAUUCGACCUACAGUAAUACUUUGCAUCGUGUAUAGUUCACAUAUAUAAAAUAAAACAAAUUCUGAAGAGACGCAUCUUGAAAUUCGAAUAUAUAAAUUAAAACGAAGACAAAAAGGUAUUUAACAACUAUUCACCGGAAAUUCUCCAUUUUUUAAAAAACUGUAUCGAGCCACCUUCCAUAUCUUGCAUUGCAGAACUUAUCUAUGAACCUUCUAGAACUCUUAGAUCUUCCAAGGCUAAUCCACUCAACGAACCAGAUUUAAUGUAAAUAGCUAUUUGGUGGUAGAGCUCUUUGUGCUUGUAGUACCUAGGUCUAUUAGGGCACGCACCGAUCUAUCAGACUUUAAGAGCAAACAACUUAAUUAAGGCACAUUAGUUUAAAAUAAUAGCCUAUAAUGUGGAUAUCUGUUGUAAAUGUUGUAUGGUCAAAUUAUUACUUUUAUGAUUAUCUUUCCGGAAUUUGUUUUAUUCUAAAUUGUCUACUGGAAAUAGAUAUUAAAACAGUUCACGUCUUUUCUGUUCGAUACUUGGCACGAAAGUAAACCACUAAUUCAUCUCAGGAAAGUAGUAUGUUUUGCUCUCUAAAAACACUAUGGUUAAAAUUUCUCUGGUUAUUAACCUAGAGAAAAACCCCUGUUUGGGUCAACUUUAACCAGGGUGUUUUCAGAGCCGCAUAAUUGUAGGUACAGAGGCAAAAGAGGUUUAUACAGGCUGCUGUGGUUCCUUGAUAGUUCUCCUUGUAUGUUCAGUAAUGCAGUGACAGAUGACUGGAUAUAUCCUUGCACACCCCUCAAUACAUCUUUGUACUGCCUACAAUGAAGUAUGAUCCACUGUCACUUAU
This is a messenger RNA of Paramuricea clavata, 10578 nucleotides long. NCBI's taxonomy places the organism in Eukaryota, Metazoa, Cnidaria, Anthozoa, Malacalcyonacea, Plexauridae. The record is from the annotation of a GenBank genome assembly.